GAUACAGUUGCAGCUGUUGUAGCAAUUUGGCAGGUUGUUGACUUUUUAUUCCAAUUCCAUAACAAUAAACUGCGGUAGCAAUUUACCUGUAGGGAUCAGUAUGAGUUUUUCAAAAACAAUUAAAAUAUUUGUUUCUUUCUCUAUGUCUUUGAUUUUUAUGAUGGUUAUGAUCAGUUCAUCUGUUGAAGCAUACUCGUAUAUAAAAGGAGAGACUCCAGUGGAGGCGCACUGUCCUGGGGAAUACUGUGGGCGAAUCCGCCUGGACAAUGGCAACUGGAGCUCAUGCCAAUCCUGCCCGCGUGGAUACAGGGCGAACGAGAGCUCGUCGUGCGCGCUGUGCGACUCUGAGCCCACCUUCUACGACAGCAUGUACCUGGGCUUCAUGGGCCUGCUGUCGCUGCUCAUGCACUGGGUGUGCAUCGACCGGCACGCGCGCAGCGCCAGGUUCACCGUCGGUAUCGUGGUGCAGCAUCUCUCAGCUCUGGCCGAGUCGGUACUGGCCGCCGCCGGCACCCUGCUGCUAACGGAACCCAUCGGCUCUGUGAGGGUCACCUCGUGCCGCGUCAAAUCGCUGGCUGACUGGUACACGGUGGCUUACAACCCGACUCCCAACUACGAGCAGACGCUCAGCUGCACCCAGGAGGCCGUCUACCCGCUGUACAGCAUGGUGUUUCUGUACUACACGCUGUCGCUGGUUGCCAUGGUAACGAUCCGGCCGUGGUUGGCUGCGCGGUACCUGCCCGGCAGCGGAUCCAGGGCCGUGUUCACGGCGCUCUACUUCUUCCCCUCUCUGGUCCUCGUGCACGCCAUUUUCGCCGGGAUUCUGUACGAGAUAUUCCCAUACCUGGUGAUGGUGGCGUCUGUGAUCUCCGUGGCCGUGCACUACGCGUGCCAGCUGAACCAGCAGAUGCGCGCCCUGGUGCUGCACUCUGUGACGGAGCUGCGCAGCGCCGUCAUUGUCCUCGGACACUGGCUGCUGCAUGCCUACGGCCUGGUGGCGGUCACACAGCUGAGUCGGCCGCUGCUUCACUCUCUGAUGCUGCUCCUGGUACCGUUCCCCACUGUGUUUUAUAUUAUCACCGUGAGGUUUACUGACCCGGCGCGGAUGGGGACGUCAUAGGGGGACGGGGGGAUGUCAUAGGGGGAUGGGUGAUAUCAUAGAAGGGACAGGGUGGAGUGGGGAUGUAGAGAGUACUUGGUGGGGUGUGGAUGGGGUGUCCGAAUGACGCUGUGUGACAGGGAUGGGAUUAAAUGAGAUGCAGGCACGGCAUUGGACUUCAGCCGUGGAAACGUGGAUAUCCAGGAGUUUUGAAGAUCCCGGUUUUCCUUUACGUGUUUCGAUACAUCUAUUGGUAUUUUGUUAUUACACGUACAGCUCUUCAUUUACAGUGCAGUUGCAGUUGGUAGUAUGAUUACAGUGUUUCUUUUGGCACAAACAGAAAGCCAAGGUUUUGUCGCAUUGUGCUCGGCAUCGUAUCUGUUUUUACUUCAUGUCUCAUUGAUGUGUUUUUUUGCAUGCUACUAGAUGGCGCUGAAUUGGGCUAUAGGUGUCGCUACUGUGCCGCACUAAAGUCACGAUCUCGUGAAAAGUGAGCUCGGCUGGUGUGGAAGCCGAGCACGACGGCUGUCGAGCGCCAGGUGUCGCUCUCACUUGGACAUGCAUCGGUGCAAGAGAAAUGACGCCCUUCUGUCGUAUGAAACUCGUAACAGCGUCCCGUUAUCUGUCCUGCCAAGGGUGGAAUGUUGCGAAGCGCGAUGUGAGGGAAGUGAGGGCCGGGGUGCGAGUUACCUAAGUGUGGAACUACCCAGCGCCGAGCCGGCCGGAUGACGUCACACCACGGCCAGUGCCGGCGCGGCGGCAGACUGGCCGAGAUUGGCAUGGUCUUAACUUGGCGAAGAGGCAUCGGACGCCAAACUUCUGCUGCAGCUAUUAAUCACAUUUCAUGCGUUUCUUCCAUGUGUAUGAGCUAUCAAGUCCUUCGAAUACCUAAUGUGUAGGUGAGCGUACCUGCAUUUAGCAGUGUGUGCUAUAAGAUAAGCAACUGCUGAUUGAAUUUCUGGCGAGGGUUGGUGGAACGCUCUGUUUACAAAUGAGUAUCUGCCUACCUACCUAGUACCUACCUGCAGUGGCAAAUAACUGGGUCGCGGUCAGUUAGGCAUGACUCACGAAGUCCCUUAUCUUUUAUUAGACUUAUUAAGCCCAAUGUGCAACAUUUGCGUCUUUUCGCGUUGUAUCGGGUAGCAAAUGAGAAAAUCUGCUUCUUCCCCACAGCCCUCAAUUCAAGAAACCGUCCGUUUUCCUUAUCGCAUCAUUCCAGAACAUAAUUUUCAAACAUGGGUAUCUUCCCCUAAAAAAAAAACUGAAGCAGUUUCCUUCGGCUCCAAUGCGCCGCUCGCCCAGGGAGACGGAAGUGUUAUAUUCUCGGCGGUCCAGUCUGCAUUCUGCAGCACACUCAAACUUGGCGGACCCCCAGCGCACGACUGAACGAUUCGUAUUGUUGUGAGUGACUGUGACAAUUCACUGGUGGUUUCGGAAUAACUAACAGGCGGCGCAGCCCAGUGCCUCUUACAAUGAAUACAGUGGCGAAUGCACUAUUGCAGAGAAGAAAUGGAUUGAGCAGAUGCCCAACCUCGCUGUAUUAUCAACUAAACAUUAGGUACGCUUUACAUUUUAAUCAGGCAAUCAUGUAAACAAACGACUUGCGAGUUGCGACCCUUCCGCCUUACAUAACUCGGCAGAAUGCCCCUGAGUCGGCUAAACUACACUGCAUCUCUUCAAACCUUAAGUAUUUUACAAUUUACCACUCAGCUAUGCAACAGGCUUAUAAUUCACUGCUCAAGUCUCAACCCCUUUUUCCCUAUCAUCUUUUUUGGCACCGUCAAUCGCCAUCUGCGCUGCCCACUGUCCAGCAAAUAAUCCGGCCGUCUCCAGUUCUCUGGCAGGGGCUUCCAAACUCAAGCGAACUCGCCGAAGUUUCGCCAUUCAAUGCGCAGAAUCUGUACAAUUCAGUUUGAGAGCCUCUGGGUUGGCUCGGCGCGCCUGCGCCGCGCCGUUGGUCCGGCCAAGUACGCGAGUGACGUCAUGCUAUAAGCGUCAUCCCCCGACCAAAGUCACCAAUCAGAGCCCUAGAAUCGACUUGUAGUUCCACACUUAGGUAACUCGCGGCCGGGGUGGGGCUCGGUACCCAGCGAUUUCUGAUCGGAAUCGCGUGUUUUUUUUUGUAAUUCACACAGGUGCGCGAUCUAGGUGCGGCGCGAGCAAGUCUUUCAUGUGAGUUAAUUUAGUAGGCUGAACAGUGCUAGUAGCGUGUUAAUUAGCGUACCGUUCUGUCAACGUUGACUGCUGAUCCGUUUUCCGGUGUGUCGGAAUACACUACAUCCCCGUAAAUAA
Amphibalanus amphitrite is the source of this 3391-nucleotide messenger RNA. RefSeq names its product JNK1/MAPK8-associated membrane protein-like. The transcript is spliced from 6 exons. Lineage: Eukaryota; Metazoa; Arthropoda; Thecostraca; Balanomorpha; Balanidae. The record is from RefSeq and is a predicted model, not a curated record. Bases 101 to 1120 code for a protein of 339 amino acids. Gene Ontology annotation, cellular component: membrane. Gene Ontology annotation, molecular function: ubiquitin protein ligase binding. Gene Ontology annotation, biological process: response to unfolded protein.